Molecule: messenger RNA, 2185 nt
Organism: Rhea pennata
Lineage: Eukaryota; Metazoa; Chordata; Aves; Rheiformes; Rheidae
Gene: UBE2N
Product: ubiquitin conjugating enzyme E2 N
Exons: 4
Coding region: 93-551 (152 amino acids)
Biological process (GO): DNA damage tolerance; protein K63-linked ubiquitination
Cellular component (GO): nucleus
Molecular function (GO): ubiquitin conjugating enzyme activity
Source: RefSeq, a predicted model, not a curated record
GCGGAAGCGCGGCGCGGGCUACUUCCGGCUGCGCGUGAGCCGUGAGCGGAGGCGAGACCCACGGAGGCUGCAGCGCACCGCGACGCGACAAGAUGGCCGGGCUGCCCCGCAGGAUCAUCAAGGAAACCCAGCGUUUGCUGGCAGAGCCUGUUCCUGGAAUAAAAGCAGAGCCAGAUGAAAGCAACGCACGUUAUUUUCACGUGGUCAUUGCAGGUCCACAGGAUUCCCCCUUUGAGGGUGGGACAUUUAAACUUGAACUAUUCCUUCCAGAAGAAUAUCCAAUGGCAGCUCCUAAAGUACGUUUCAUGACCAAAAUUUAUCAUCCUAAUGUAGACAAGCUGGGAAGAAUAUGUUUAGAUAUUUUGAAAGAUAAAUGGUCUCCAGCUUUGCAGAUUCGUACAGUUCUGCUAUCAAUCCAGGCUUUGUUAAGUGCUCCCAAUCCAGAUGAUCCGUUAGCAAAUGAUGUAGCUGAGCAGUGGAAGACCAAUGAAGCCCAAGCCAUAGAAACAGCCAGAGCAUGGACUAGGCUAUAUGCCAUGAAUAAUAUUUAAAUGCGCUUUGAACAUCAAGUGUGCAUCACUUCUCCUGUUCUGCCAAGACCUCUUCCUUUUUUUGUUUGCAUUUAAUGGACACAGUCUUAGAAACAUUACAGAAUAAAAUCCCAGACAUCUUCAGUCCUUUGGUGAUUAAAUGCACAUUAGCAAAUCUGUGUCUUGUCCUAAUUCACUAUUGUAACGCAUGAGCAGAGGCUAGAAGCAUCAUCUGGAUUGUUGUGAAAUUGUUUAAAAGCAGCAGCACAUCUCUGCUUUUAAUCAUUUUUCCCAUCAUGGUUUAAGUAUAAGCACUGUGAAUGAAGGUAGGCAGGGUUAGCUGCGGGGCUUUUUGUUUUAAGUUUGUGGGUUCCUCCUCCCUUUUUAUGGUGAUGCUAAUUGCAUUGGUUAAGCAGCUAACCAGUUAUACUUUAGAAUAUACCCUCUAGCCCAGUCUAACUUAGACGCUGUAGAUGGACAAGCUUCAUUGUUUGAACAAAAAUGGGAACAUUAAACAUCCAUCACCUUCACUAAUAAUAUUGUGAUUCUGCUGUCAAGUGUAGAAAAAUCCCUCCAAGAAAAAGCUUGUGACCAUUUUGUAUGGCUUGUCUGGAAAAAUCUCCUGUAAAUCUUAUGUUUUAGUAAAAUAUUUUUUGUUAUUCUACUUUGCCUUUGUACGGUUUAUUUUGCUGAGUUUUUGUUUGUCUGUGACAAUCGUAUUUAAAAAUGGAAACCAGACUUGACAACUUGUCUUCACCAAUCUGACAGACUUAAACAGUAAAGAGAUGGAAUUUGCAAGGAUUUUCUUUUGCUUCUGUUUGAUGGCUUUUGUUAUUAGUUUGUUAUAUGGAUGACCUUACCUAGCCGAUUCAAUAUGACAUUACAUUUGGAAUGAUUUUUCUGAAACAAGUCACUGGUGUAAGCAUUGUAAUCAUAAUCUGAUUUUAGUAAAGCAUUGAUAUCCGUUUUUUUUGGAAAUCAAGCAUCCAGUAGGAGGUUGAAAGCAAAUGGCAGUACUGGUAGUGAGUAUCUAUGUAACUUUGAUUAUCAUCAGGAAUUAGGCUACACACGCUUCUAAUUUCUUCAACUCUUUCCUCUAUUAAUCUAUAAAAUAGCAGUGUCACAGCCAUCUUGUAAAUCAGCUGAUGUUUGCUUAACUGCUUACAGCUAGCACCUCGUACCACUGGUCUUACCUACAAGCCGUACUAAGCUACUUGCUGGAACAACUAGUCUGCUUAAAUAGCAACAAAGCUUCUUUGGAGGGAAGGCAAGUUUAAAAACUUUCUUCUCGUCCUUGUUUUUAUAUGUAUGCAUCUCUUCUGGGAGCCCAGUAUCUCUUUGUGGGAACCUAUCUUAUUGCCUCCCUUUAACUUCUUGUAUCCCUUAUUUUCUGCCCUUCGCACCUUGCCCCUGCCUCCAAACAAAAAUAGCUUUUUAGCUUUUGGUGUGGCCAUCCUGAAAUGUAUAGAUGACAGCUUGCAGUGGGGAGUGUUUUGUCAUGCGAUUCAGAGUUACGGCUAUGAAGCCCAUUGGUAUUCUCUUCCCUCUUUCAUCUCUUACUCUAGUAUCAUCUGGAAAUUUCUAUAGAAUGUGGUGUAUUUAUUGUGGUAUUAUGUAAGAUGAAGAAUAUCUAUUAAAACUACAUUUUCAACAUA